CUUCUCUAUCCAGCUGCUCAGCUACUCGAAGAGCGACUACGAGGUGCAAUCUAGACCUGAUCUAGUGAAUUGACCAGACGUCGGGAAAGAUUGGUAGAUCCAUCUGACUGUUUCGGAUUCUCGGGUUCCAGCACGCCUAAACAUGCCCGAUACAGGUCGACAUGGACGACCAAUGUCUCUCGUCUCUCGACAACAUCCGAAGAGCGAUAGAAACAGGGAUCUGGCCGCUAUCGCUGAUACCGAUUGGAAGAGAGAUUGUCCUUGGCUGUUGAAAAGGUGGUUUCGAAACAGCGGGAAGCUCCCCAGGCGUGUCAAGAACACCGCGGUAGCACCUUUGAAGAGAGAUCUCGAUGAGUCGGAUUCGGAUACAUCGAGGAAACACGCAGUUUACAAUCAAGAAGACGGCGAAUCCUCAGAAGUACGGGCCGCUAGAGAACAUCAAGAUAGGGUCCUCCUCCAAGCUAGCGAGGAUCGGUUUGAUCCCUUGUUUGUCGAUAUUGAAUGCGAUCUCGAACCCCUGAAGACGAGCAUGGCCCUGAUCGCUGGACACGAAACUACAGGGGUGCCGAUCUUUGCGGACUAUUGCGACGCUGUGAAAGAUACUAGCAAGAGCGAGGACGAAUGUUCCGAGGUGUUCUGUAAGGCCGCGAAUGCGCUCGGCCGACUUGUCGUCGGAGAAGGUUAUAUCGACCUGAUCAAGGCGAACGGGAAGACCCAUUUGAAGCGGAACCCGCGUAUCGAGCUGAACGAGAAGCAUGGGAAGGACGAUUGGGACGACAAGAGUCGAGAUGUGAGACCUGGGAUCGUGGUGCUCCGUCAAGGUUUCGAUGACGUUGGGCAGGAUCUACCAGCCGUUGUUGAGGAUUGGUCGAACGUGAUCGCGACGGGGGAAAUGCGAAGAGACACCGGUUGCGAUAUGAAGGCGAUGGGCGGAAAAGAGGAGACGCUGGGACUAUGCAUGCUCAAGAACCUCACCUCCACAGCUAGGAAUCAUCCCAUUAGUGGCAGGACUUGUGGGAUCACACUCACUGGCAAGUUUCUGCGCUUCUGGGUAUCAGACAGCUUGUCCUUUGCAACAAGCCAGUUGUGUGAUCUGUCAAACCCAGAUCAUGCAGCUGAUAUUGCAAAGAUACUGGCUUUUCUCAUGGGCAAGGUGGAGUCUAUCAUUGAUACCUUUGAGCCACCCAGUGAGGUCUUCAACCUGGAGGUGCCGGGAAAGAGUAGACCGGAGAUUUGGCGCUGGUGUUCGGCUUCCGGCGAAUCGAUCCAGGAUUUGGACCGAGCUUACACGCUACUCGAAGUACGAAACGAGCUCUGGGGACGUCGGACCGCGGUCUUCGCCGGCUACGCCCAGGUACAGGACGACGAUUCUACGCAAAUCUACCCCAUCGCCAUCAAAUGCGCGUGGCUCCCUCCUUACCUCGAACAUUACGAAAGGAAAAUUCUCCAGCACGUGCAUGACGCUCUCGACUGUACCGAUCCCGAGAAGUAUCCGUAUCUGGCGAAGGCGAGAGGCCAAGUCGACCCGAGAGUUAUCGAGCUCAUACCGAAGCCGCUGGGAAAGCUGCGCGAUUGCAUGCGCAUGACCCGGGAAGUUGCGCACGCAUUCGGCGAUGAAGACGAAGCGGUGGAUCCGGAAGGCUCUCCGAUUCACUUCGUUCUGUCCGUCCUCGUGACCACCAGCCCUCAUGGCGAGAGGGUUCCGACCGAGGCCACCGAACUUUCUCUACGUCAUCACUACAAGAUAUUGCGGAACGCAGUCGAGACCCUCUGGAUCCUCUCGUGCUGUGAUGUUCACUAUCGGGAUAUCAAUCUGGGCAACAUCUUGUUCGAAGUGACCUGGAUCGGAGGGGAGAUGGUGGUGACCGGCUUUCUCAUCGAUUACGGCAACGCUAGGAUUUUGGAUCAGAGUCGUAGAAAAAGCGGACGGUCCGAAGAUCAAGACGUCGACUUGUGCCUUGACGACGCUCGUUCCAUCAACGCUUACUUCAUCUGCACCCACAUGGCCCAGACCCUGCGUCAGAAAGAAGAAUACGACAAAUGCGUAAACAGUAUCAAGGUCACUGAGGAGAUUAUCGCUCCUGCCGAGAUAAAAAACGCUUCCCUGGCGAACUUAAGGAAGAACCGCGAGGAUUUGCAUGCGCAAAUGAAGAACCGCAAGCAUCGGUACAUCGACGACCUCGAAUCUCUGAUCUACACCUUUUGCUACUGGAUUGCCGCGAUUGUCGGGACGGAAAACGACGAUCAAUCACGCGUACGAAAGCUUACCGAUUACGAUACCAAGAUGGCAGCUUGGAAAGGCAGCCUUUUGCAGCUUCAAAAGGAGUUUCUCAUCUCGGACAAGACCUGGGCUAAUCCUUUGAUGUCCAUUGCCCAAACGACUCGAGUUCACAGGGAGAAGCUUGACAACAUCACGUUGAAGCCCGAAUUGACAAACACGGAAAAUCGCUGCUUCGAUACGUUGGUGACGAGGCUGUCUACUGGUGAAGAGGAAGCAUCCACAGAGCCUCUGCGAUGCGACGUGGUGAUCGACAUUAGCGAUACUGAAGAUGACACCAAAUCACACAAACGACCCGCCUCCGCGAGCCCUACACCGGAAGCCAGAAACGUGCGACGGAGAACUGACCGCUAAUGAAUGGUCGAUUCUCUGUAUCACGAACUGGUACAACUUUACGAGCCCAUAUCUUCACCAUUGAUUCUGAUAAUAUGUCAGUGACCACCUUCGUAAGAGCGAUUCGUUUGAGGAGCAUUCUGCGCCAGCAAGCUCGUUUUCUGGCGGCCCUACGGUCAC
Filobasidium floriforme is the source of this 2791-nucleotide messenger RNA. RefSeq lists its product as uncharacterized. NCBI's taxonomy places the organism in Eukaryota, Fungi, Basidiomycota, Tremellomycetes, Filobasidiales, Filobasidiaceae. The transcript is spliced from 5 exons. The coding region runs from base 143 to 2632 and encodes 829 amino acids. The record is from RefSeq and is a predicted model, not a curated record.